Molecule: messenger RNA, 802 nt
Organism: Zingiber officinale
Lineage: Eukaryota; Viridiplantae; Streptophyta; Magnoliopsida; Zingiberales; Zingiberaceae
Product: brassinosteroid-responsive RING protein 1-like
Exons: 1
Coding region: 186-659 (157 amino acids)
Biological process (GO): protein ubiquitination
Molecular function (GO): ubiquitin protein ligase activity
Source: RefSeq, a predicted model, not a curated record
UUUUACUACAAUUUUACCAUGUCCUAGACUCUUCUCCGACCUCCCACCACACAAACUCCAUUUCUUCCCCCACACCACCAACUCCAAAAAAGGCGGCUCCUUUUUUUUCGCCCUUUCCGCCGCCGCCGCCGCCGCCGCCGCCGUCACCGUCACCAACGGCACCACCUCCGCCGCCAUCAUCCCCAAUGGGCUUCCCCUGCCUAUGCUACACCGUCAUCCUACCCCGCCCCGUCGCCCUUAUCGUCCACCUCCUCGAUCUCCUCAAGCUCGCACUCUCCGCCGGCCUCUUCUUUCUCGGCCUCCCCUCCUCCUCUGCCGCUGCCGCUGCCGCCAUCGACGACCUCGACGCUUUUCCCUCCUACCUCCUCCCCGACUCCCACCUCCCUCCUCCCGCCUCCGUCAAGUCCCGCCUCCCCGUCGUCCGCUUCUCCGCCCUCCGCCCCAACGGCGCGGCCAUCUGCUCCGUCUGCCUCGACGCCCUCUGCCCCCGCCACGAGGUCCGCCAGCUCGGAAACUGUGCCCAUGCCUUCCACAAGCACUGCAUCGACAAGUGGGUCGACGUCGGCCAGCUCACCUGCCCUCUCUGCCGCGCCCCGCUCCUCCACCAUCAGCCUCCGGAGGAGGAUGAGGUCAGCCCUAGAUCUCACACUAUUAGCUAGGGCUCCUGCCUGUUCCGAAUCCCUAAAUGUGCCUAAUUUUCUUCUCAAUUUGUUGAAUAAUCGGGCGAUUGAGUGCCAUCAACAGUCCUAAUGUAUAGAAUUGGUUACAGAUCGACUAACAGAUCGCCUGACCUUGAAACUAA